GUCCGAGUCAGGGGAAUCUACUGGCAAAUGCAAGGAGCUGGUCUAUUGAUUCCCUCGGCAGCUACAGUACAUAUUUUUUCUGAUUUCUUCAAAAUGUACAAAGGUCGAGAGGCCUUGGAGAAGGCGUUGACCAACGCUCCGAUAGAGCAUCUGAAAUGACACAAUGGAAUGUUUUGGAGGCGCUAUGCUUUGUCUUUUUCCAGAGAUUCUCCACCCAACGUGGCUGAGACGAGGGUCGUGCCCAAGGACCGCCUGGUUGUUUACCAAGUCCAGUUGAUAAUGAUACCACCUGCGCAAGUGCAUCCGACGAGUAUUUGAAUAUCCAAACACACGUCAAGGGCCUCAUGCUAGCCUCAAUGUACGCGUUGGCUGAGGCGCUGAGGUGCCGACAUUGAAGAUUUGUUGGCGACCAGAUUGGCUAAAGAGAUGUGCCUUUUCAUCGCACCAUUGAUCUCCCAGGAAUAUUCAGACCAGCGACUUUCUCUACACGGCUUACGUGCAUCAAGAUAUUUCAAACAAGAGACUAGAAUACUGCCGACUCCUUUCACACACUAGUCGGCGUGUAUCAGUGACGCCGUGUCAUCGCGCGCCCAAAGACGCGGUCCUCGAACAAAGAACCUCUCCUGUUUUCGAUGAAAACAAAGAUACCCAAGGAACUGACAGCUUCCCCUGUCGCAAUGCCCGGGACUGCGAUUUGACUCGCGAUCUUAUGCCGCGUUUCAAAAAAGGUUCCUUUGAGACAUGGCUUGGAUAAUGAGAGACUGACGUUUUCGAUCAUUUCUUCAGUGAUCAUCAGCCACGAUGAUCUGAAUGGGUGGAUAAUUAUAGAAAUGAGCUUCAAUCUGAGAAGAGCCAACCACAGGGCCGUCCUGGAUGAUGAUCUCCUGCAGAUCGGGGAUUUCUUUUUUCUGCACUAUACUUGGUCCUAAGCUUCCAACCGCCCAACUACCUUCUCGAAUUGCCAAAGGAUUGUUCGUUGCAUUAUUGGAGCGGGCGGAUGUGACAUUCCACUCAGCCUUCAAACAUGCCCGGUCCACAUUCCAGUCUUAUCUGCGCCCUGGCAUUGGGCAACGCUACAACGGUCUCUUCAGUGUCUCUACGGGAAGAGCGCUGAGCCCUCACAAAUAAUCGAACGGACAAGAGUGGGAGGAUAAGAUCGUGUCAAGAUCGUGUCAAGUGCAGCAGAUCCGCUCGGUACGCUUAGGCAGCCGAAGUUGAGCCAUUGACGAUUAUCUCACCACUGUCAUGACGCAUACACUGCGAGAGGGGGGAGCGAUUCGUGGUGACCCACCCGACCAAAUGUAUGGGCAGUGGGUUCCUCCUGGGCGGCUCGGCGAGUCCCCCGACCCAUUGCUUUACACUCUGAUCUGCCACCCUAGGAGGACGAUUUUAAUGGAGGGUGUUGAUUUGACAUGCCUAGUCCCUCUAUUUUACCCCACACCCGCCACGAUGACUUAUUCAAGUCCCUGCUUCUGGCUUAGUGAGGUAGGGUUGCAUUCCCACGGGUGGCUAUCCGAACGAACAUCCACUAUGGGGGUGGAACACCGUUUGGGAGGUGCCCGUAGCCCGUCAGACAUCUGGGCCUUACGAUUGGUCUCUCUUGUUUGAGGGAGCCCUCUGGCAUUCCUCUGGAGACUGGUGGAGCCGAUGAUGGGCCAACCGGGUCAUUCGCAGCGCAUUCUUGACACUUCUUGGCCAGUUCUUGGGAAUGUAUGCAGAAAGUCCGAGGGCUGGGGACUGUCGCCAGGCCUUCAAAUAGUCGCCUCGAGCUGUUUGUUUGCUUUGCUUUCUUUGCAUACUCAGCAGUGUUUUCAUCAGUUGUCAAACAGUCAAACAACGGUAUUUUCGGUUUGCACUUUUGCUUCUUUGCAUUUGCACCCUUUGCAUUCGAUCGUUCUUGCAUCGCAUACUACCCGGGCGAUCUCCGCAGAUCUCCGAUUUCUCCGCCUCUCGCCAGCCCUAAUCAAAUCAGGACGUCCUUCCCGCUCAGCCGCGGUUCGUUCGAUUUCUUUGGUUGCCAAUCAUCGUCUGUCCUGCUGCUCACCUGCCGUCGCCGCAAACGGAAAUUCAAAGCAAGAUGUUCGCUCAGCCAUUCGAUCACUCUUUCAAUGAUCUAUUCAACCAAUACGUCAAUAUGGAUACUUCAGCCCCCGAUUGCAAAGAUCCCAUGCUCUCGAGUCAUUUUGACCAGCUCUUCCCGCUGGACUCUCUAUCAAGUGAUUGUGGCGAUCUCUCCCCCACCGUCUCCACUUUGAAACGCCAUCGUCAGUCGCCGCAACCUUGGACUCAAGACUGGUCCCUGCAGGACGACAGCUCGGCGGGUGAUCAGUUCGUCUUUCAAGACACCGUUCACCCCUCUGCCAUCUCAGAGUUGAGCUUGAACAACUUUGAAGCCUCGUCCCGUCCUGCUGUUCCUACCCGCAUUCCUGCUGCUUCUCCCUCUACUCCUCCGGCUACUCCUCAGCGCAAGGCAAACAAGAGUGCUCUCGUUACCCCCAAGUCUAUCCGCCAUCGUGAUCCGAAUGAGCGUCGUGCGCUCCUGCGCAAGCAAAGUUUCUCCCCUAGCUUGAUGCGAUCUUCUAUCCAAAAAGGAAGAAUGGCGUAUCCAGAGGCCUGGGCCCAGAGAAUCCAAAACUUCACCCUGACUGGCUCUGAUGAUCGCCUUCCUUUGUCUCCCCCGCCUUCCGAUGUUCUGAUCCAACACGAGAACUUGUCUGGCGAGACCACCACAAUGAAUCACCCUCGAAACUCUGCAGAGAUGGCUGCGCAAUAUGAUGCCCGCCUCUUCCACCAAUCUCCAGCGGUCUCUAUGCCGUCUCCUUCGGCUAGCGCCCUUGCCCGUCAUCAGCAACAGUAUAUAAAUCACCAUGGCUCCUCGGCUUUGACCAAUUCGAGCCCUCCUUCUGCAGAUGAAAUCUUCUCUUCAUCGCACUCCUCAGAUCCCCACUCUCUCUCCUCAUGGCAAUCAGACUCCCUCGCCACCUCUCUCUCCUUCACUCCCGAUCUCCAGAGCCACGACGCACAAUGGUGGUCUCCCAUGCCCUCUCGGGUCGCUCAACAACAGACCAACUACCAGACUAUGGUCACAUCACCCGCACCUCAACGCUCUUUGCAAACCGUUGCGGCUCCCAAUGACAUGAUGCAAGGAGGACUGAUGAUCCAAAUGGAUCCCUCUUUUGACAUGCCCGGUGAAUCCUCCAUGCUACCCAUGAACAAUCAGAAGUUCAUGACUCCUUUCACCGCUCCCCAAGUACACAACAUCUCCCGCUCCCCAUCACUCUCCCCUACGGCUCGCUCUUCACCAAAGGAUAUUCGCAAUGGUGUCAAGGGGAAUCACAGCCGCAAGCACAGUCGCAAACUCUCGGGUCAAAGUAUGACUGCACCCAAGCCUGCAAAGAGCUCCACCAGCCCCCGUGGAGCAAACAAGUCUGUCAGUGUAUCAUUUGUCAACUUCACCGCCCAUGACAGCAAAAAGAUCCUCACCGGUGUCGCUCCCUCUGGUAGCUCCAAGACGAAAGCUCGUCGGGAGCAGGAGGCUAAGGACCGACGCCGCAAAUUGAGUGAGGCUGCCCUUCGUGCCGUUCGCAAUGCCGGCGGUGACGUCGAGGCCUUGGAAGCGGUGUUGUGUUGAACUGCAUAUUUCUUUUCCUUUACAUUUUUGAUUGUUUUAAACCGCCUUGAUAUCUCUGUACGUUAUAGCCGGUGUUUUUGUGGGAUCUUUUGUAUCAUUGGGAAUAUAUUUUUUUGAAGGUCCGGUUUGGUGUUCGGUUUAUUUCUCACUGUGUUUUCAGCUUUGGUCUUUGGGUUACACCCCCAAAUGUUAGAUUAACUCUAUAUAAUGUUUACACACAUUCAUUCGAUGUCUAAUAUCAAAAGAUU
Messenger RNA from Penicillium brasilianum, 3879 nucleotides. The record is from the annotation of a GenBank genome assembly. Lineage: Eukaryota; Fungi; Ascomycota; Eurotiomycetes; Eurotiales; Aspergillaceae.